Athene cunicularia (burrowing owl) is the source of this 1619-nucleotide messenger RNA. Its product is annotated as mastermind-like protein 3. Gene Ontology annotation, cellular component: nucleoplasm. Gene Ontology annotation, molecular function: transcription coactivator activity. Bases 261 to 1619 code for a protein of 452 amino acids. The transcript is spliced from 2 exons. NCBI's taxonomy places the organism in Eukaryota, Metazoa, Chordata, Aves, Strigiformes, Strigidae. The record is from RefSeq and is a predicted model, not a curated record. Gene Ontology annotation, biological process: positive regulation of transcription of Notch receptor target.
UUAAGCAUGUAACUAAGCAAGAACUUGGAGCUGCACAACCUUCUUUCCCUUGGCGCUACAAGAAACUUCAAGAGACAGUCAAAAGGAAAUUGGAAGGCGCACGUUCACCUCUCAAUGGAGAACAGCAGAAUGGAAUUUGUGAUGGGAGCUUUUCUCCAACCAGCAAGCGGAUACGGAAGGAUGUACCAGGCAUCGAGGCAAUCAACAGCUUGCCCAAUAAUUUGCCUUUGCCCUCUGUUUCUCCUCUUCACCAGCUUGACAUGAAAGCUCCCCUGCCCCUGCAGAACAGUGGAACUCAUGGUAGUGGUCUAGAAGACUUAGGUAAAAACGGUGGGCUUUCUGAGAUAAAGCUCCCCGUUAACGGUUGCAAUGAGCUAGACGAUAGCUUUAACAUCCUGCAGAACAAGGAGCUAAAGCAAGAGCCUUUGGAUGACCCCGGCUGCAUAGACACUUCUGAAACAUCUCUUUCAAAUCAGAACAAGCUCUUCUCAGACAUUAACCUGAAUGAUCAAGAGUGGCAAGAGCUAAUAGAUGAACUAGCAAACACUGUUCCAGAAGAUGAUAUACAAGAUUUGUUCAACGAAGACUUUGAAGAGAAGAAGGAGCCAGAAUUUCCCAGGCCUGCCACAGAGACUCAAGAGAGUGCAAGCGUGAAAAGCGAUCCAUCUCAUUCUCCAUUUGCUCACGUGCCGUUAGGGUCUCCCCAGGUGAGGCCUUCUUCUUCUGGUCCUCCAUUUUCAAACGUCUCCACAGCCUCUAGCAUAGCUUCUGUGUCCAGCGCCCCGCCAGCCCCCAUCCCUGCCGGCUCACCAGCAAACUGUGUUGUUCAGUCACCUCAAACUCCCAGCCAGGCCCACACCCCAGGCCAGACGCAGACACGGUCUGGGAACGGCUAUCUUAUGAAUCCAGCAGCAGCGGCAACUGUGGCAGGAUCAGGGCCUGGGCCUGUAAAUAUGCCGAGCACCGACUUGUCUCCAGCUGAACAGCUCAAGCAAAUGGCAGCCCAGCAGCAGCAAAGGGCUAAGCUCAUGCAGCAGAAGCAGCAGCAGCAGCAGCAUCCAAAUCAACCCUCAAGCUGGUCACCUGUGGGCCCUCCAUCUAGUCCGUAUGGAGGACCCUUCAGUGCAGACAAACCAAAUAGCCCAAUGAUGUAUCCCCAAGCCUUUAACAACCAAAACCCAAUAGUGCCUCCUAUGGCAAACAAUCCACAGAAGACCACAAUUAAUAACUACCUCCCUCAAAAUCACAUGAAUAUGAUCAGUCAGCAGCCAAAUAACCUGGGCACAAACUCCUUAAGCAAACAGCCCAAUAUGCUUUCUUACGGGAACACCAAACCUCUGACCCACUUCAGUGCUGAGCUGAGUCAGAGGAUGACCCCACCAAUGGCAAAUCCCAGCAAGAACCCCAUGAUGCCGUACAUCCAGCAGCAGCAGUCCCAGCAGCCGCAGAUGCAAGCUCAGAUGGCGCACCUGAGCGAGGAACAGAAGCGCAUGCUCAUCAUGAAGCAGAAAGGAAUGAUGAAUCAGCCCAUGGCAUAUGCAACACUUCCUUCCCUUGGACAGGUAAGUGUGAGUUCGCGAUAUGUGGGCAACCAACAAGAGGCUGAUACAAAGGCUUAG